CAGAAGCGUCAAAGCAACCGUUGGUUUCAAACAACAGUUGAUGAAUGGUCCAUCACGUGCUCUCUUCAAAACAGGAAAGCAUCGAACCACCACCACGACGUCAUACCAAUGCCAGUCCCUCCUGCGUCACUGCGCAGCCACUCGUUCUCUCGCCAGAACGAAGCAGGUUCAUGCCCACACCAUCACUUCAGGCCUGCUCUCAGGCAACAACGCCACCUACCUCCCCUCUAACGUCGCUGCCACUUAUGCAUUAUGCGGGAACAUCUCUUUUGCCCGUAAGAUGUUCGAUGAAUUGCGUCAUCGAACCCUGUUCUUGUAUAACACUAUGAUAAGAUUGUAUGUCAGUAGUGGUUUCUAUUGUGAGGCGAUUAAAGUGUUCUUCGAAAUGAUUGGUUCACGGGAUUGUGUCCCGGAUGGUUAUGCAUACGUGUAUACUAUUAAGGCUUGCAGUGACUUGAAGUUUGUUAAAAUGGGUGUUCUCGUCCAUGGACAGACAUUGGUGGGAGGAUUUGGUUCGGAUACGUUUGUGCAGAAUUCUUUGAUGGCAAUGUAUAUGAAUUGCCGUCAGACGGAGAUGGCAAGGAAAGUUUUUGAUAAAAUGGCGGAGCGUAGUGUGGUGUCUUGGAAUUCCAUGAUAAAUGGGUAUUUUAAGAAUGGUUAUGCAGAGGAGGCCCUCAGGAUUUAUAAUUUAAUGGAAGAUGAGGGGAUUGACCCGGAUUGUUCUACUGUGGUUUCAGUGUUGCCGAUUUGUGGUUAUUUGAAGUUAGUAGAGGUUGGUAGAAAGGUUCAUGCUUUGGUGGAAGAAAAGGGUUUGUGGGAAAAAAUAACAGCGAGGAACGCAUUGGUGGAUAUGUACGUGAAGUGUGGUUGUAUGGGUGAAGCACGUUUAGUUUUUGAUAGCAAGGUUGAGAGGGAUGUGGUGACCUGGACUUCGAUGAUUAAUGGACACAUUUUAAAUGAUGAUAUGAGAAGUGCAUUAGAACUAUGUAGGAUGAUGCAAUUUGAAGGAGUGAAACCCAAUUCUGCCACUCUAGCUUCUCUUCUUUCUGCUUGUACUAGCUUGCAAUUUUUCAAGGACGCAAGGUGCUUGCAUGGUUGGUCAGUGAGACAUAAAAUUGAACAUGAGGUCACUGUAGAAACUGCACUGAUUGAUAUGUAUGCAAAAUGCAACCGUGUUGAUCUCAGCUUCCAAGUAUUUUCAAAAUCUACAAGAAAGAAAAUAGUUCCAUGGAAUGCACUUCUCGCUGGCUGCACUCAUAAGGGGCUCACAAGAGAAGCAAUAGAACUUUUUAAGCAAAUGCUAAAGGAAGAGUUAGAACCUGAUGAUGCUACCUUGAAUGGUCUCAUACCCGCCUAUGGCACCCUUGCAAAUUUGCAACAAACAGAUAACAUACAUUGUUAUUUAAUAAGAUCUGGGUUUCUUUCAAUUAUUGAAGUUGCUACCGGCUUGAUUGAUGCAUACUCUAAGUGUGGAAAUUUAGACUCUGCUCACAAGAUUUUUGAAGGGAUCCCUGAGAAGCUUAAGGAUGUCUUCGUAUGGAGUGUGAUAAUUGCUGGAUAUGGAAUGCAUGGACAUGGAGAGACUGCUGUUUCACUAUUCGAACAGAUGAUUAAAUCUGGGGUGAAACCAAAUGAAGUUACUUUUACCUCUUUGUUGCAUGCCUGCAGCCAUGCUGGUUUAGUGGAUGAAGGUCUGGCCUUGUUCAAAUUCAUGCUCGAAGAUAACCAGAAAAGCACUAAUGAUAAUCACUACACGUGCAUUGUUGAUCUUCUCGGUCGUACUGGUCGACUGGAUGAAGCAUACGGUCUUAUAAGAGCAAUGCCAUUUCAGCCUAGCCCUACUGUUUGGGGUGCAUUGCUUGGUGCUUGUGCAAUACAUGAGAAUGCCGAACUAGGUGAGGUGGCUGCAAAAUGUCUUUUUGAGCUUGAACCAGAGAACACUGGUAAUUACAUAUUGAUGGCAAAAAUUUAUUCUGCUACGGGUAGGUGGAGAGAAGCAGAGAAAGUUAGACGUAUGAUGAAUGAAAUAGGAUUAAGAAAAGAACUGGCCCACAGUUUGAUUGAGGUCAGAAAUACGUGAACUUCAUUCGUAACUUUGAUUACAAUGGAUGCAAUGUUGGGGUGUACUAAGAAAUGGAAGAUUAUAUUUUAAGAUGGAUCAUGCCAGAUUAAAAACUAGAAGAAAAAAAAUGAGAGUGCAUAUACUACAUGUGGAAGACAAAAUGUGAUUGAACCUGAUGAAGAUUCUUCUUAGAUCAUCCAAUGAAGGCCAACAUGCAAAUUAAAGUGUGGGAUGCCUCAUUUAUCUGAAUUGCGACUUUGAUGGUGCGGUUUCUUCAAACUUUGUGAGUAUUUAUUAAUCAUCUAGGAGAUUUACUGGUCAUACCUGCUAUGCUACAUAAUUUGCGCAUAAAAACCAUUGACCUCUUUUUUUGAAUACAAGUACAAAUACAAUAUACGACACACCACCAGAU
Molecule: messenger RNA, 2474 nt
Organism: Tripterygium wilfordii
Lineage: Eukaryota; Viridiplantae; Streptophyta; Magnoliopsida; Celastrales; Celastraceae
Product: pentatricopeptide repeat-containing protein At5g39350
Exons: 1
Coding region: 41-2080 (679 amino acids)
Biological process (GO): RNA modification
Molecular function (GO): RNA binding; protein binding
Source: RefSeq, a predicted model, not a curated record